This is a messenger RNA of Asparagus officinalis (garden asparagus), 843 nucleotides long. RefSeq lists its product as uncharacterized. Lineage: Eukaryota; Viridiplantae; Streptophyta; Magnoliopsida; Asparagales; Asparagaceae. The record is from RefSeq and is a predicted model, not a curated record. The transcript has 3 exons. The coding region runs from base 13 to 843 and encodes 276 amino acids.
UGGCUAUGGACUAUGGUGGGCUGCACCGGAGCCCACUUUGCUCUUCCUUCAUAUAGGCGCAAGCCGAUGAUUACUUUCCUCAGUUGUAAGUGGUUCCUCUCCGCCAAUGAAUCCAUAGGUGUGAGGAGUCUUUCAGAGUUAGAGUCUGAGCACUCGGUCCAGGUCGCUAUGAUGGCUGCUCGUAAAGCCGAGCUUGCUCAGAAACAGAAGGAGAAGUCUGCCAACCCUCCUCUCUCAAGCAAAAACGAUGAAGAGCUCCUUCCUACUGACGAUGGUGACGAGACUUCUGAGGAGGAGUAUGUGGAUAUAGAUAUCGACCAAGAAGAACUUGAUGCAGGUAGGACAGCCGACGACCAUGAGUCGCUCGCUUCCCGUCGUGCGAGAUUCAGGCCUGGUGGCCAAGCUCCUACCCAGGUUGAUACACGUGGCCAGUCCACGCACGAACGACCCGUUGGUUCUAUGAGGGGUGAUAUUCCGAAAAAGAAAAAGAUCGCUCAUAAACCACACGUUGGUCAACGCUCCUAUGAAGUGGAUUUAGGAGACUUCGCCGACAGGGAGGAAGAGGGCGAACUCCCAUUGUCUCCCGUAUUCACUGGUUCUGAUAAUAUGGAUAGCUUCAUGGAGCAGAUGUGCGACGCCCUUCGUGACGGUUCUCUGGGUAUCGAUCUAAACAUUGAUCUUGGACAGGUGAAUAGUGUUGAGCCCACCGUUCCAUAUUCAGGUAUAUCUACAUCCGAUGAUACCCUCCUCAAACAUGGGGAAAGAGAAUCUUCUGUUCUUGCUGCAGGUAUUUCUGAGCUUUCCCUUCUUCCUUAUCUUCUUAUACAUAUCUCCAACAUUUAG